AUGUCACCGGGAAAGAAGUUUAAUAUCCGGAGUGCUAUAGUUUAUACAAAAAAGGCGCUGAAAACUGAGUUAGACACUCGCGACAAGAAUGCCACUGACAAUUCUCUAGAAGAAAAAAAUAACACGAAUAUUUAUGAAUCUUGUGUCUUCAUGAUGAAGCCACGUCGGACCCGAAGUGCAAAGCUUCGUCGACGUCAACAAGUCCAAUCGUCGGAUGGCAACUUUUUCGAGAAGGUUACAGCUCCAGGUGAUGGAGACGUAGACAGAGAUGACGAGUUGUACACUAUCAAGAAUUUGAGCAUUAAUGGAGACAAGAGGCAGAUAGAGGCUCUCUAUGUGGAGGCGUUGUACACGAUUACCCACAAACUAGGACAGGGAGAUGUGGAAGAAAGUCAGGAGAGCUUGUACAAAUACGUGCGUAAUGCGUUCCAAGGUGAUGCCGCGCUUCACACAGCGCUCAUGGAAAAAGCCAAACAAAACAAGCCACCAAGUGUUUUGCUCAAUAUCCUUCUUCUCGAGGCCAAGGACUUGAUUGCAAAAGACGUAAAUGGCUUCAGCGAUCCGUUUGCCAUGAUGGGAGUAGUUCCUGGAACACGCAAGGAGAACCAACCAAUGACCGAAACAGCUCACCCGGAGAAGGAUGAGCAGGAAGCAAAGUCGCCAAGAAUGCUCCAUGGAAAGAAAGAUGGUCUCAUGCAUCGAUUCGGAGGAUCGUUCCGUCGUAAAGUCAACAAGAAGGGAAAGCCCCAAGACACAUGCACCAUCCCAGCCAAACUCAUCAAAGCUAGCUCGGUCCAGAAGAAAACGUUGAACCCAAAAUGGAGUGAAAGAUUCCAAUUCGCUGUCGAGGAUGUGCAUCGUGAUCAGUUCCAUAUUGAUAUCUGGGAUCAUGAUGAUGAAGAGCAAUCCGUUCUGGACGCAGUUUCCUCCCUCAAUCAGAUCACUGGAGGAUUGAAAGGAAUCGGAAGAUACUUCAAAGAAGUCACCCAAAGUGCUCGUGCCAACUCUGACGAUUGCACCGACGACUUCCUCGGAUGCAUCAACUUGAAACUUGAAACGAUUCCACCGGAAGGUUUGGAACAAUGGUUCACUCUUCAACCAAGAUCCGAAAAGAGCAAGGUCAGUGGGCAAGUAAAGUUGAAGAUCUGGCUGUCGACCAAAGAGGAAGGACGUGCUGGAGACGAUGAUGAGACUUUGGAUGUGAAGGAACACAUCGAGCUUCUCCGUCAGUUUGCCCUAUACGAAAUCCGUCAGACUGGCCAACCAGUUCGCUUCUGGGAUGGUGUCUAUCCUGAAAGAGCUAUGCUCAUCCUCCGUCAACAUGCCAUCCAAGGAGAUCUCACCGAUGUUCAUCUAGCCAUGUGCCGUUGGCUUGCGUUCCACUCCAUGAUCCACAUCGACAUUUCAUUCUCCCUUCUCUAUAAGACCCUCCAGAAGAUCAUUGACAAAUGGCAACCACUUACUUUGGACAAGGAGGAAGAAGACAUGCUCACCGACUCGUUCUCUUCCUUCGAUUCCUAUUGCAAACGUAUGAUGAUUGAACAUCGCGAGAAGUUCACUCCAAGCAAGAGAAAUAGCGGCGAGGAAUUCUCGAGCCUAAUCAAGUGUAUGCGUGCUCUCCGUGAAUCACCAUUCUACCAGAAGUAUCUCCCAUACAAGCGUCCAUUCCAUGCACACCUAGAGUCUCUUGUUGUCAAGAGUGCAGAAGACUACAUUGACCGUACUAUUGAAUACGUUCAGGAUCCAGAUCCAUGCAAAGAACUUCUCAAAUUGCUUAAUAUAGUAAACGUUCAAUGCUCUCGUUUCCUGCACUACGCUGCAGUCAUCCGUGAAGUCGCAAGAAUCGACUAUUCUCAGUUGACUUUAAACACUUUUGAUCGGCUUCUCACUGAAUAUUUGACUUCUGAACUGAUGAGCGAGAAGAAAAUGGAUCUCAAGUCUCAAAUGAGAAUCUCGGCUGCACAGGAUCCACCAAACGAUGAUGACUUGAUUGAUCUGAUGCGCAUUCAUAUGGCUUUCAUUGAGCUUCGUAAUUAUAGACUUGCCAAUCGAGUACGCGUCCGUGAUGAAUCCGAAUGGUAUGCAAUCUUCAACAAAGGUAUCAAAAAGUUUCUAGAGGUUGCGAAAGAUAAAGCACUUGCUCGUGUGAAUCUCAGUUGCCAGCUCGAUAUGCCGAUUUCCACAUCAUCAAACGACAUGCGUCACUCAAGCAGCCAUAUUGAUAUCUGUCAUAUUAUUGAGCAGUUCACGGUAUUUUGGGAGCGAGUAGAUAUCAAUGAUGCCGGCUUGAAAAUCGAGUACACCAGUCUUUUGGUUGACGUUAUCUGCGAAAUUGUUACUGUAUACUGUCAAAAAAUUAUUUCUGGUUUGGAAGCGGAAGGAUUUACACAGGAGCUUCAGACUUUCAUUCCAUCGCAGCUUCUACAUUUGCUCUGUGCCGCCAUCAACAAUUGUGAACAAGUGCGUCGUAGUCUGAACAUCACUGAGAAGCUUCAUAUGGAUGAUAUGUCGCUGGCUUAUGAACGUGAUGCAAGUCGGCUCAAUGGAAAUCAUCUCUGGAAGUCUGAAAUCGAAAACCGUCUCGAGCAGUGCGAAAACUUCAUCUGCUCAGAAAUCGAUCGAAUCGUUGGAUUGCUUACCGGACGUCUUCUACCACAGAUGAAGAAGCACGUGUUUCAUCUCGCGUGGAGCCCGACCGCUCAACUCGUUGAAGACUCACUAAAGCCGUUGACUGAUAUGGUAGCACACAAUUCACCUAUUUAUUUUUUCGAAAGAAUAAUGUUUCAGUUGGACAUUGAGCUCUCUGCUGUCCACAAAAACUUGCUGCACAGAAACUUCUUGAGAGUCAUGAGUGCACAAGUCUCAAUCGUUGUGAAGCUUCUCAGGGAGUGUGUCUCUGAAAAUGUCGGAAUGGAGCCAUCGUUUUAUCAUCGACUCUUCGAAGCGUGGCACGUGCUUGUUGAAUUCUUCCAUGCCGGCGGAAAAGGGCUCUCCAUGGAGGCUCUGGAGACAAACCCAGAUCAUAUGAAACUGGUCAAAAUCCUCUCCCUGAACCAAACAGCAACGGAACAACUCAUUGAAAAAUACUACAAGGAUCUUCUCAAACAGCAGGCGCUUGCUGAUCACCAAUAUGGAAACGAAGUCAGCGAAUGUAAAUAUGGAAUUCUUAAUGUGCGAGCGUACUACAAUGGAAAUGCACAAACUCUUGUUCUUGAUGUUAUUGGAGCCAAGCAAAUCAUUGCGCUUGAUUCAAACGGUCUCUCCGACCCAUUCGUCGUUAUCGAAAUCAUUCCAAAGUUCCGCUACCCAGCAGUCCCCGUCGUCAAGACGAAAGUAGUUUCGAAAUCGUUGAAUCCGAUAUUUGACGAAACCUUUGAAUUCCACAUCCCACCAAACCCGCCAUCCACCGCGAUGCUUCAUUUCACUGUAAUGGAUCAUGAUUACUUGAGAUCCAAUGAUUUUGCUGGAGAGGCAUUUCUGGAACUUAAUGAUGUGGGAAAAGAUUUUAAAAAUAUUUUUAAAAAACUAUUAUUUAGGUCCCGGGAUUCGGCGCUACUGGGGGAAGCACUCUCCGACAGUUCAAUCUCAUUCUCAUCCAACCAGUGUCUAACAGUGACCAAAGACGUGCUGGAUGUGUUGAACAGCCGCAAGGAAGACAAAGAUGCUGUGGAGUUCUUGCGAUCUAUCAGCACCGUCUACUAA
Molecule: messenger RNA, 3702 nt
Organism: Caenorhabditis briggsae
Lineage: Eukaryota; Metazoa; Nematoda; Chromadorea; Rhabditida; Rhabditidae
Exons: 19
Coding region: 1-3702 (1233 amino acids)
Source: RefSeq, a predicted model, not a curated record